GGCCGGAGGCGCGCGGGGCUCCCGGGGCGCCCGCACUAUGCGGGCGGACCGCCGGCCGCCGCGAUGCCCAGCCUGGCGGCGGUGAGAGCCGGGCGCCGCCCGCGCUGUGCCCCGCUCCGGGCCGCGGCCGCCGCCCCCGCCCGGGCCGCGCUCCCGCCCUGCCCCGCCUCCGCCGCCGGCUCCAGGCCCGGGCUCCUGCGGCUGCCGCUCGUCCUGCUCCUGCUGCUCGAGGCCGCCGGCGCCCAGCAAGGUGAUGGAUGUGGACACACUGUACUAGGUCCUGAGAGUGGAACCCUUACAUCCAUAAACUACCCACAAACCUAUCCCAACAGCACUGUUUGUGAAUGGGAGAUCCGUGUAAAGAUGGGAGAGAGAGUUCGCAUCAAAUUUGGUGACUUUGACAUUGAAGAUUCUGAUGCUUGUCACUUUAAUUACUUGAGAAUUUAUAACGGAAUUGGAGUCGGCAGAACUGAAAUAGGCAAAUACUGUGGUCUGGGGUUGCAAAUGAACCAUUCAAUCGAAUCAAAAAGCAAUGAAAUCACAUUGCUGUUCAUGAGUGGAAUCCACAUUUCUGGACGCGGAUUUUUGGCCUCAUACUCUGUUAUAGAUAAACAAGAUCUAAUUACUUGUUUGGACACUGCAUCCAAUUUUUUGGAACCUGAGUUCAGUAAGUACUGCCCAGCUGGUUGUCUGCUUCCUUUUGCUGAGAUAUCUGGAACAAUUCCUCAUGGAUAUAGAGAUUCCUCGCCCUUGUGCAUGGCCGGUGUGCAUGCAGGAGUAGUGUCAAACAUGUGGGGUGGCCAAAUCAGUGUGGUGAUUAGUAAAGGUAUCCCAUAUUAUGAAAGUUCUUUGGCUAACAACGUCACAUCUGUGGUGGGACACUUAUCUGCAAGUCUUUUUACAUUUAAGACAAGUGGUUGUUAUGGAACACUGGGGAUGGAGUCUGGUGUGAUCGCAGAUCCUCAGAUAACGGCAUCAUCUGUGCUGGAGUGGACUGACCACACAGGGCAGGAAAACAGUUGGAAACCGGAAAAGGCCAGGCUGAGAAAACCCGGACCGCCUUGGGCUGCUUUUGCCACUGAUGAAUACCAGUGGUUACAAAUAGAUCUGAAUAAGGAAAAGAAAAUAACAGGUAUUAUAACUACUGGAUCCACCAUGGUGGAGCACAAUUACUAUGUGUCUGCCUACAGAGUCCUGUACAGUGAUGAUGGGCAGAAAUGGACUGUGUACAGAGAGCCUGGUGUGGAGCAAGAUAAGAUAUUUCAAGGAAACAAAGAUUAUCACCAGGAUGUGCGUAAUAACUUUUUGCCACCAAUUAUUGCACGUUUUAUUAGAGUGAAUCCUACCCAAUGGCAGCAGAAAAUUGCCAUGAAAAUGGAGCUGCUCGGAUGCCAGUUUAUUCCUAAAGGUCGUCCUCCAAAACUUACUCAACCUCCACCUCCUCGGAACAGCAAUGACCUCAAAAACACUACGACCCCUCCAAAAAUAGCCAAAGGUCGUGCCCCAAAAUUUACUCAACCGCUACAACCUCGCAGUAGCAAUGAAUUUCCUGCACAGACAGAACAGACAACUGCCACUCCUGAUAUCAGAAAUACUACCGUAACUCCAAAUGUAACCAAAGAUGUAGCCCUGGCUGCAGUCCUUGUCCCUGUGCUGGUCAUGGUCCUCACGACUCUCAUUCUCGUAUUGGUGUGUGCUUGGCACUGGAGAAACAGAAAGAAAAAAACGGAAGGCACCUAUGACUUACCUUACUGGGACCGGGCAGGGUGGUGGAAAGGAAUGAAGCAGUUUCUUCCUGCAAAAGCAGUGGACCAUGAGGAAACCCCAGUUCGCUAUAGCAGUAGCGAAGUGAAUCACCUGAGUUCAAGAGAGGUCACCACAGUGCUGCAAGCUGACUCUGCAGAAUAUGCUCAGCCACUCGUAGGCGGAAUUGUCGGUACACUUCAUCAGAGAUCUACCUUUAAGCCGGAAGAAGGCAAAGCAGCAGGCUAUGCAGACCCAGAUCCUUACAGCUCCCCAGUGCAGGAAGUUGAUCAUGCCUAUGCAGAACCACUCCCAAUCACGGGGCCCGAGUAUGCAACCCCAAUCGUCAUGGACAUGUCCGGGCACCCCACCGCUUCAGCUGGUCUGCCCUCCACAUCCACUUUCAAAGCUACGGGGAACCAGCCUCCCCCGCUAGUGGGAACUUACAAUACACUUCUCUCCAGGACUGACAGCUGCUCCUCAGCCCAGGCCCAGUAUGAUACCCCAAAAGGUGGGAAGCCAGGUCCAGCUGCCCCAGAUGAAUUGGUGUACCAGGUGCCGCAGAGCGCACAGGAAGUAUCAGGAGCAGGAAGGAAUGGAGAAUGCGGUGUUUCGAAAGAAAUCCUUUGAAGGUGAUGCUGCUUUUUACAAAGCAUCGUUUCAAAGCACAUGGCCUUUUCUUUUUUUUAGUUAUUAGUGGUAGUAAUAUAUAGAAUGUAUUACAUAUCUGUCACUGAAGUGGUUGGGGAAGAUGUGGUGACUGAGGUACAGGAAACUACUAAUCUUGCCAUCUUGCUUUAAAGGUGUUAAUGGUGGCACAGUUACUGCUUGCCUCUAAAAUUUCAAACAUCUUGUUUGAUACUACUGUAGAACACUAUUUUUAAUACAGAAAAAGCUCCCUAUAAUGCACUUCAAAGAAAUUAAAAAUCACUGAGAGUAUUUAUUACCAAUGCUGCAGGUACAUUAAUGAACUCGAGAUGGCUCUCUCAGCCUGACUGGCAAUAACGCACGGUACUGUUCUUGAAAUAUCUAAUGGCUUGAAAUUCUAGACUGUUUGUGAAAGAUGGGUACUACCAUGAUUUCCUCUUCUAUUCCUGUAUUCCUUUCUGGGAUAUGUUUUUUUUAAAUAGUCAGUGAUACAAGCAUUGCUUUGAUUGCAGCCAUAUUCGCUUACUCAUCUUACCAUCUGCAGCUGGGACACUCUGACUUUAAGGACACUCUAAGGAGCCAGGGCAUUGCUUUUUCACUUUGCGACACUCUUUAGAGCUUUAAUGCUUCCCGGUCUAUGACCUGCUGUCAUCCGUGGGCGUUCCACUUGAGGCCCUUGGUGGCUUGCCCCAUUCUUGUGUUUGUAAAAUGUUUGAGUAUUUCUUUGAGUGAUGCUUGCCUUACCAGUCACAUGAAUUCAGAUCCUUUCAUGUCUUUAAGUACGCUCCCCAUGUGGAAACAGGAACAGCUUUACAAUCGGAAAGCUUUUAAGGAGCUUGUUCUCCCACCCCCAACUUUAUUUGCAGUGGGAUUUUUCCGAGGAGAGUUAUGAAAAAUCGAGGGCUUCGAAGGGAGUGCUGUAAACAUGACCCAUUUCUAUUUGUCACAGUGAAAGGGAAAAUUACUCACUCAGAAGUAAUACAAAUUACCUUGUUAGAAAGUGACUAGAAUUUGUCCUUUUUGGUUUAUACGUUCACACACAAACAUACACAUUUUUCUUGAGUCUCAAGGUAUUUUAUUAUUUUUAGUCAAUAAAAUUUUUAAUUUUCCAUAAACUGUUACACAAAAUAUAAACCUGAUGUGUGUUUUUCAGGACUGCAUGAUCAUGCCCUUUGUGUAGUAAGAGGUGUGAGCCAUCCUGUGUGUCACCUAGGGAGCAGACAUUAUCACCUCCUAGCAAGUGAACAUUCAUUGCCUUGCGUUUGAUACCUCCUGGCAGCUUCCAUGUCACCACUUGUUCAUACCUGCCCACAGCUAGUUUUAGACACAGCAAAACAGAAAUCAUCUAUAAUUUUAUCAGCCAACAAUGGCAGGGCGACCUGCGCAGCUUACCACACGAUAAAAAUACAUAAAUUUGACAUUCCCCUUCCGUAAACCCUCGUUUGUCGACUUAAUGUUCAACAGUCCUUCUCCACAAAGUUCUGUCACUUCCGUUGGCCUGAGCCACCAGACUGUGUUGUUGCCAGAAUUCACUGAAUUUGAAUAGAUGAACAGUAUUAGUUGUCCUGCUUCCAUGAAUUAUGUCAGUAUUCUAAAACAUUGCUUCAGAAGGAGAACCGUUUAUUUCUGCAGACUUCCUGCCCUUUUGUAGUAUGGUUUUGUCGGCCUUAUUUUCGUUGGCUGUUUCUUCUCCAGACUGUGAGGCACAAUUUCAUUCAUUGAAAAAUCAAUACAUAAUUUGUUUAAAAAUGUUUGAAGCAAAAGACAUAGAUGUCAGGCUUUUAUUAAAACAUACAUGCGAUGUGUAAAGCACGCGUGAUUUUUUAAUUCAUGCUUAGUACACAGAGAAUAUUACUUUCCCUCAAGUAGUAUACCUGUUUGAAGCUUUAAGAGAGAUAAUGUUUUUGAUAACUAUUUCAUUUUCCCAAAGAAGUUUGCUAUUGUCGUGUAAUUGUGUAUACCUGAUUGUUUUCCUGGAGUUUCGUUGUUCAGUGUUUUGUUUUUUUUUAAGAGAAGCAGGUGUUUUCUGAAAUUAUGCAUAUUUUAAGACUCGAUUCGUACUGCUUUGGACUACCAAUAAUUUUUAUAAAACAUCUAGUUUUUACUACUUUUAUAUAAACUUUACUUUCCAGAUGAAGAGCUGAGCCUGAUUCAGAUGGUUUUUCUGCUUGGUACUUUAUUCGUUUGUUUUUAUAGUAGAGGUUUUCUAAUUGUUUUUUACCACAUUUAUAUGUCUGAUAUAUACAGCUUUGGAGACAAUCAAGUAACAACUGAAAAUGUGAAAGUAACCAUAUUUGACAAAAUUUCCCUUGAAUUGUUAUCUUUUGCUUCCAGCGUCUAAGACUCAAAGUCACUGGUGUAUUGGAUCAAAUUUGUUCUUGUUAAUACAAUUAUAGAAAUACAUCAGAGACACAACAAAUGUGGCCAUUACAGGUUUCAUAAAAUUAUCCUGACUUGGCUGUUAGUUGAUCUUCAGAAACAGCGCAGUUUAAGAUAUUGUGAAUUCUGAUUUAUACUUAUUAAAUGCUGUAGAUCUAAACAGAUCCUGUUGUAUGUGCUGGGUCUAGUCCAGUUUAUUUAAGUUCAUGUUUCACUAUUUGCACUUUGCAUUGAACAGUGGGUUUAUUUGCUGAUGUAAAUGGUUUGAGUGAAGAAUUAAUGCAGUAAUUAUGACAACACAUACACACUUGCCUCUCCCACCCCCUUUCCAGGAGAGGGGAGCAGAAUCUGAGCUUAUCUAAAUAUGAAUGUGGCCACAAAGCUGUGCAAAGUGACAAAGCUUAGACACCUUUGCCCUGGCUCCGCACUGUCACCUAGAGAGCAAGAAGUCUGUAGAAACAUCAUGUCAGAUGCAACGAUUCUCUGCUUUUUGGUUCUGAACUUGAAGUUCCUAAACUGCAAAAUCUAAGAGUUGUUGGAUGGUUAUUGAAAGGCGUUUAAAGUCACCUGUGGCACCAGUUCUCAUGUAUCCAACUUGUGACUAUUUUCUGUGUGUGGCACUGGGAAAAGUGGAAACAUGUUGACAUACAUGCUGGAAAUAAAAAUGGUUUAAGCGUCAGUGACUUUCUCCCAGAAUGUACUUUUCUUACCUCGGCAUGUACUGUAGUCACUCAGUGUCUGUAUAUGUUGCUAGAAUUUAGAUUGUAAAAUAGUGAAAUUUUCAUGUGUUCAUUUGUUUUUAAUAAAUUGUAUAUAUGUCUUGCUCAGAUUAUUUGGUUUAAAUAAAACAACUUUGAGGUUUGUAGCUCUUCCCUAUACU
Messenger RNA from Saimiri boliviensis boliviensis (Bolivian squirrel monkey), 5650 nucleotides. RefSeq names its product discoidin, CUB and LCCL domain containing 2 (gene DCBLD2). Gene Ontology annotation, biological process: wound healing. Gene Ontology annotation, molecular function: signaling receptor activity. The record is from RefSeq and is a predicted model, not a curated record. Lineage: Eukaryota; Metazoa; Chordata; Mammalia; Primates; Cebidae. Gene Ontology annotation, cellular component: plasma membrane.